Messenger RNA from Oncorhynchus keta (chum salmon), 1787 nucleotides. It is a transcript of the gene pi15b, whose product is annotated as peptidase inhibitor 15b. The transcript is spliced from 6 exons. The record is from RefSeq and is a predicted model, not a curated record. Gene Ontology annotation, cellular component: extracellular region. Bases 390 to 1160 code for a protein of 256 amino acids. Lineage: Eukaryota; Metazoa; Chordata; Actinopteri; Salmoniformes; Salmonidae.
UCGGGAACAACAAGCAUGGCAUUGUGAUGCUGACAACCAACUGAGUGAAGUGAUGAAGAAGACACCUUACUAUUACAGUAAUAUAAAGGAUAUAAUCCUAACUUGACCUCAAUGUAAUGCAAUUUGAUUUUCAAUAAAUAAGCAUGCAAUAAACAAUGUUACAAGUAGCAUACAAAUGAUAUAAUGUUGACAGUAACACCACAGACACUGUUAACCAUAUGCUCCUUGAGCAAUGACAGAUUAUAAAAACCGUGGCCAGGGCAGAGGCAAGUCGCAGUAGAGUGAGAGGGACUGAACAGAGUACGCAGAGAAGGGAAUUGUACAACUUUGAACAGGCUGCAUCUGAGACUUUCUGAAUUGCGGUGCGUACGUGACUAACCUGGAGAAGAAUGAAAGGCAUGUGCUAUUUUACCAAUGUGGUCCUGUUCUGCAUAGCCAGUGGAGCAAGUGGAUGGCUCAUCCAUAACUCGACAGAUUCCACUUCAAUAGCCAAUUUCACCGACAUGAACUCAACGUUAAACGCGCAGGUGUCUGCGCUCAUCCCCAAGUCUAGACGGAAACGCUGGAUUUCACAAAGUGACAUGCUUGCCAUCCUUGACUAUCACAAUAAAGUCCGAGCAAACGUCUUUCCACCUGCUGCAAAUAUGGAGUAUAUGGUGUGGGAUGAAGGCCUUGCCAGAUCUGCUGAAGCCUGGGCAGCCACGUGUCUCUGGGAACAUGGACCACCAUUCCUACUGAGAUACCUGGGACAGAACCUGUCGGUCAGAACAGGGGGAUAUCGCUCCAUUCUGCAGCUGGUCAAACCUUGGUAUGACGAAGUCAAUGAUUACAUGUUUCCAUACCCUCGUGACUGCAACCCCAGGUGUCCAAUGAGGUGCUCUGCACCGAUGUGUACACAUUACACUCAGAUGGUGUGGGCUACAACGAACAGAGUUGGCUGUGCAGUUCAAACGUGCUAUAACAUGGUUGUCUGGGGAGCCAUGUGGAGACAAGCAACAUACCUGGUCUGUAAUUAUUCCCCAAAGGGGAACUGGGUAGGAGAACCUCCCUACAGAGUUGGCAUCCCAUGUUCAGCAUGCCCACCAAGCUACGGAGGCUCAUGUAGUAACAACCUAUGUUUCCCUGCAAUAACGUCCAACUACAUGUACUGGUUCAAGUAAACCAUUUAGACAUCUGUUUUAAUAAUGAACUGUCAGAUAUCAUAAUUUCACAUUGCUUCAAAUGUCAGAUGUAUUUUCCCCAAGUACUUUAUAUGUACAAUGUACCUUUUUAUACAAUUACACAUUUUGAAUUAUAAGCUACAUUUGAUUUGGUUUUGAGAUGUAAAUGAGUAUCAUACAUUGUUAUGUUGUAGCAUACAACUUAUUGUUGUCUUACCAUCAUAUUGAUGGUCAAAUGUAUUGAUCAGCAAUCAUGUUGUUUUUGUUGGUGACUUUUGAUUGACUAUUUGGUACAGAGGUCAAACCUACAAAUACCUCCACUAAGGCAGUGGUCAAUAAGCUUCCUCAUAAUUAUAAAGACAAGAGUAUAUUGGAUCGAUCGACUCCAGCUCACUGUACCAUAUGUCAGUAGCAUUUUCAACAUUGAGAAAUAUUGUUUUUAUUAAAGAUUUACUGUAUUUUUGUAAGUACUUCUGAAGUGUUUUCCAGAACAUGAAUUACAUGUUUUUUUUAUUUUAUUUGCAUGAAGCUUCAUAUUUUUACACCAUUGAAUGUCACUUAUAUUUGUGUUCAUGUAAUUGCUAUGGCCCGUUACCAUUGUUAUAGAAUAAAGACUGCUAAACUCUA